This is a messenger RNA of Clunio marinus, 1320 nucleotides long. NCBI's taxonomy places the organism in Eukaryota, Metazoa, Arthropoda, Insecta, Diptera, Chironomidae. The record is from the annotation of a GenBank genome assembly.
AACAGUGAUUGAUUAAUUUUUUAAUCUCACUUAAUCACAGUAAACAAACAAACAAAAAAGGUUUUAAUGGAAAUUCCGGAAGAAACGUGCACACUUAAUACAGUAAAAUCCGUUGCCUUGAAAAAAUCUGUUGAAUUGUUAUUGCUAUCAAUUGAAGAAAAAGGAAAUCAAAAUUCAGGUCACACUGAAAGUUUAAUCCUUGAAGAACUUUUAUCAUUGAGUGAUUUGCUUGGAGAAGUUGUCGAACGUGCAUUAGAUUUAGUUGAUAACAAUACAACAAUUAAACUUUUUCGUUCUCAACAAACCGGCAGAGAAAUUUUUGAGCUUCAUGGUGAAAGAAUUUAUCAUUUCUUCCCUAAACUUCCUUAUUGUGUUUGUCGUUCUUUUCACUCUCAAGUGAUUCGAGGGGAAGAAUAUUGUUGUAAGCAUUACCUUGCUGCUCGCAUUGCCAAAGCCUUGAACAAAGUUGAAAUAAUUGAGAAGCCUCACAUUGAAUUUCCUGUGAACUUUGUUGAGAAUACUGAAAUUCAAUUGUCAGAGAAUGGACUGAAAUAUAUUGCAGAAGAUGCGAAAUGUUUCCAAUCAACCGCUUACAUUAAAAAAGACUUUUUUAAAAAUUUUCACUUUCGACCGCCAUCAAAUCUCGAAGUGAUAAGUUUUGGUGUCAAUCUGCUGUCUUUUGCUGAACUUUUGACUGCUUUUAUUGAUAAUAAUUUAAGUAACAUGAACAUUGUUUAUUAUCACGAAAAGAAUUGCAUUUUAUUUAAUUGCACUCAAAUUGAUUCAAAUGAUGGAAAUGAAGAUAACGAAGAUGGAGAAGAAUGUGGUGAAAUUAUCACGGAAUAUUUCAUACAAACUAAGCACAGUGUUGAACCAGUUGACUUCACUGUUCAAAGUCCUUCCCUGCUUAAUUCAAUCAUUCUCGAUGCUUACGAAUUUCAAGAGAUUUUAAAUGAUUUCGAUCGCACAAUUGAUGCACUUGAGAUUAAAAUAAAUCAACAUAAAAUGACACUGAAGACAGUUGGAACUCUUCAAUGCACUGCAACUUCAAAUUUUCCAGCAAAUAGUGAAGUUUUCAACAAAUUUGAAUGUUACGAGCCAUCGAAAUUUUGUUACAAGUUCACAUACUUUAAAGUUAUGUUGAAAGGUCUCGCGGUUUCAUCAAAAAUUUCAUUGACAACACAUGUCGAUGGAAUGGUAAAAGUUCAACUUCUUACUAAAAGUGAUGAAGAUCAGGACACGGCUGCUUACAUCGAAUAUUUUAUGCUGCCAAAUUUACCUGAUGAAGAUUUUGAUAAUGAAAAUGAUGAAAUCAUUUAA